UCACGUUUAAAAAAUCAUUUGAUUGUGACUUUCGUCUAUACUCAUUUCAGUUUGUCUGUGGAAUUGUUUUGGUACUGAAUUACGAGAUUUGAAAAUGCAACCACAGAUUCUGGUUCUGAGGGAGGGGACGGACCAGUCCCAGGGGAAGCCGCAGCUGAUAUCGAACAUCAACGCCUGCCAGAUUGUCGUGGAUGCUGUACGCACAACGUUGGGCCCUCGCGGCAUGGACAAACUGAUUGUGGACCACAAUGGCAAGGCUGUCAUAUCAAACGAUGGUGCCACCAUAAUGAAGCUCUUGGAUAUAGUUCACCCGGCCGCUAAGACCCUGGUAGAUAUCGCCAAAUCACAGGAUGCCGAGGUCGGCGACGGUACCACUUCAGUGGUGAUCAUAGCUGGUGAGCUUUUGAAGAGGCUGAAACCUUUUAUAGAGGAAGGCGUGCACCCGCGUAUUAUUGUACGAGCCGUCCGCAAUGCUGGAAGAUUGGCUGUGGAGAAAGUGAAGGAGUUAUCUGUUAAAGUUGAGAGCAAAUCUCCCGAGGAACAGAGAGAGCUAUUACGUAAGUGCGCUUCCACCGCGAUGUCAUCGAAGUUGAUACACCAACAGAAGGACCACUUUUCCAAGAUGGUGGUAGACGCUGUGCUGUCAUUGGAUGCCCCUUUGCUGCCCUUGGAUAUGAUUGGCAUCAAGAAGGUGACAGGAGGUGGUCUGGAAGAUUCCUUCCUGGUAGCGGGCGUCGCUUUCAAGAAGACAUUCUCGUAUGCUGGGUUUGAGAUGCAGCCGAAGAGCUAUGAUAACUGCAAAAUUGCACUCCUCAAUAUCGAGCUGGAACUCAAAGCUGAGAGGGAUAAUGCAGAGGUCCGCGUGGACAACGUCAAAGAGUACCAGAAAGUGGUGGACGCGGAGUGGCAGAUCCUGUACGACAAGUUGGCGCUGUUGCACGCCAGCGGAGCCAACGUUGUGCUGAGCAAGCUGCCCAUUGGAGACGUUGCCACCCAGUACUUCGCCGACCGCGACAUGUUCUGCGCGGGCCGCGUGACGGAGGAGGACUUGCGCCGCACGCAGAGGGCGUGCGGCGGCGCCGUACUCAGCUCCGUGCGGGACAUGAAGCCAGAUGCUCUGGGCCACUGCGCCGAGUUCUCCGAGCGGCAGGUGGGCGGCGAGAGAUACAACAUAUUCACCGGAUGCCCAGCCGCGAAGACCUGCACCCUGAUACUCCGCGGGGGGUCGGAGCAGUUCCUGGAGGAGACUGAGCGCUCCCUGCACGACGCGAUCAUGAUCGUUCGCCGCACCAUCAAGAAUGACGCCGUUGUGGCCGGUGGCGGUGCUAUCGACAUGGAGCUGUCAAAACACCUCCGCGACCACUCGAAGACCAUCGCCGGCAAGGAGCAACUGCUGAUAGCGGCCGUGGCGCGCGCGUUUGAGUCCAUACCGCGGCAGCUGUGCGACAACGCGGGCUUCGACGCCACCAACCUGCUCAACAAGUUGCGCCAGAAGCACCACCAGGGCGAGGUGUGGUUCGGAGUGGACAUACUAAAGGAGGAUAUCGCUGACAACUAUCUGGCUUGCGUGUGGGAGCCCGCAGUGGUGAAGAUCAACGCUAUAACCGCCGCCUGCGAGGCCGCCGCACAGAUCCUGUCGAUCGACGAGACAAUAAAGAACGUCAAGGGUGGAGGUGACAUGGCACCCCCGCCGGGCCGCGGGAUGGGACGACCUCGCAUGGGCUAAUGCCCCCAAUUAGGCUACUUUCACCAUAAGGACUUAACGUCAUAACGGUCAACGGGCAGUUAUUUCCAAUUGAUUUCCAAAAGAGUGGAAUUCCAAAGGAAAUAAGAUAAUUUACUAUGCUAUGACAAACUUGGGAUGAUAAAUUCUGGCAGUUUGCGGUAUCUUUACUUUUAUUUGCUGUUUGUUAGUAACACAAAAACUCGAGAUCGGACAGAUUUGGCCGAUUUAGACAUUAAAAUAUUCAUAGAAGUCUUUGGAAGGUUUCAUCAAUAGCCUAUAACAGUCUACUGCUGGACUAAAAGCCUCUCCUAACGGGACGGUUUGCCUAUAAUCACCUCGCUUGGCAGACGGUGCGGUGAUCUCAGUUGAUGAUAGUAUUAGUACAGAGGAUUCUGCUGUCCGUUCUCAGGAUAAAGAGGUGAGAAAAAUACGAAAACGACAUAUAUAUGUAAUUCUUCUCUCGUUUGUGUGUUUAUCACUUAAUGCCCCCUAAACAUCUGGACUUUUAUUGAUGAAAUUCUUUGUGUAUAUUAGAAUGGUUUGAAAACACAACUGGUGGCGCUGCUUUAAGGGGCAGGACGACGUCUGUCGAGUCACUAGUAAUUAAGUACCUCAUUCCUAAAGUGUCGAAAUUAUCAUCCUAAAUUGUUGUACUAAGCAGAGUCCUGCAAUCAUAUACUGUACUAAACUCCAUUUUUUCUAACUCGUGUUGUAAUGAAACAACAUUUUCGUUACUUUUCAGUGUAAAGUAUGUUUAAAAAAUUUAUAAAAACUAGCGAAAUAAAAGGAGAUUUUCAUAAUGUAAGUGUUUUUAUUAUUUUCUUAAUUUAAAAUCAACAUUACACUAAAAAGUAACUAAAAAAUUUUGUUUAUAUUAUAAGAGACGUAAGAAAAAAUUUGCUAUAAAUAGUCAGUCCAAUACAAAAUCAAACAGAACAAGAGUGUAGUUAAAUUUUUUACAGAUAGCUCUGUGUUGAAUCUGUAAAACUAUGGAGGGUAGAGGUAAGGAGAGUCAUCUGUGUAAAUGAAAAAGUGUCGUCAAAAUGUAUUAAAUUAGGAUGGCGCCACAUUUGCAUCAGGGUAACUCUUAAAAGAA
Molecule: messenger RNA, 2822 nt
Organism: Pararge aegeria (speckled wood butterfly)
Lineage: Eukaryota; Metazoa; Arthropoda; Insecta; Lepidoptera; Nymphalidae
Gene: CCT7
Product: T-complex protein 1 subunit eta
Exons: 14
Coding region: 95-1726 (543 amino acids)
Biological process (GO): protein folding
Cellular component (GO): chaperonin-containing T-complex
Molecular function (GO): ATP binding; ATP hydrolysis activity; ATP-dependent protein folding chaperone
Source: RefSeq, a predicted model, not a curated record